AUGAAUGGUCAAAAUCCUGCUCCUCCUGUCAGUGAUGGUAUUACUCCACUCCAGCAGAUGGUGGCGUCCUGUUCAGGGGCCAUCCUCACAUCGCUGUUCGUCACACCUUUAGAUGUUGUGAAGAUCAGACUGCAAGCCCAGAAAAAUCCCUUCCCCAAAGGCAAAUGUUUUGUCUAUUGCAAUGGACUUAUGGACCACAUAUGUGUGUGUGAGAACGGGAACUCUAAGGCCUGGUACAAAGCCUCAGGUCACUUCACUGGCACUCUGGAUGCAUUCAUCAAGAUAGUCCGCCGCGAGGGCACCAAGGCGUUAUGGAGCGGCCUGCCUCCAACACUCGUGAUGGCGGUCCCCGCCACCGUGAUUUAUUUCACGUCUUACGACCAGCUGUGUGCAGUAUUGAGGGUGCGAAUGGGAACCAGCGCUGAGCUGGCUCCUCUGCUAGCAGGAGCCAUCGCUCGAGUGGGCUCGGCGACAGUGAUCAGCCCCCUGGAGCUGAUCCGCACUAAGCUGCAGUCUCAGAGACAGUCCUACAGGGAGCUGAGCGACUGCAUCCGGUCAGCAGUGGAGACGGAGGGCUGGCUGUCCCUGUGGCGGGGCCUGGGGCCCACGCUGCUCCGAGAUGUGCCCUUCUCAGCCAUGUACUGGUACAACUAUGAGAAAGGGAAGAGCUGGCUGUGUGAAUGGCACAACACCAGCGAGCCCACCUUUAGCAUCACCUUCGUGUCUGGAGCGCUGUCAGGUUCUAUUGCAUCUAUUGUUACUUUACCCUUUGAUGUUGUCAAAACAAGAAGACAAUUGGAGCUUGGAGAACUACAAGCAAAGAACUUGCCAUGUCAGAUGUCGUCCUCCACCUUCUGUGUGAUGAGCAGGAUUGUGGCAGAGGAUGGCUUUCGUGGACUGUUUGCUGGUUUCAUCCCCAGACUGAUCAAAGUGGCUCCUGCUUGUGCCAUCAUGAUCAGCACAUAUGAGCUUGGAAAAGCCUUUUUUCACAAACGCAACCAGGAGAGGAUGCUCAUGCCAUUGCAGACCAAUAACACAUAA
This is a messenger RNA of Menidia menidia (Atlantic silverside), 1041 nucleotides long. NCBI's taxonomy places the organism in Eukaryota, Metazoa, Chordata, Actinopteri, Atheriniformes, Atherinopsidae. The record is from the annotation of a GenBank genome assembly.